Dentiscutata heterogama is the source of this 534-nucleotide messenger RNA. Lineage: Eukaryota; Fungi; Glomeromycota; Glomeromycetes; Diversisporales; Gigasporaceae. The record is from the annotation of a GenBank genome assembly.
AUGGGAAGCAAUAAUGCUGGUACUGCAAGCGCAACAACAAGUAUGAAUGGUCAGCCUGAAGGUGAUUCUGGAGGAUCUUCCUCUUCGCCAGCUCAUAGUGCUGCAGCCAAUAAUCAUCUCGCGAGUCACCAUUCUACAACUUCUCAACUAACAAGCGCCACAAGCAUGUUUUCUGAUAGUCGCUUGGUUAACAUUGAAGAAGAAUCGAAACUAGUUUACGGAGUCGUACGCACAUUGAGAAAUCUUGUGAAUAAACUUAGUGGAAAUCAAGAUGGAUUUAUAUCUUACCGUACAUCGAAUUAUAAACUUCACUAUUAUGAAACACAGACAGGAUUGAAAUUUGUCAUAAAUACCGAUCCAUCGACAGAAUCCCUGCGGCCUGUAUUAAGGCAAAUAUAUACAAACUUUUAUGUAGAAUACGUUGUAAAAAAUCCAUUAUCACCAGUUGGACAUCCUGGAGGUGAAGGCGUUAAUAAUGAAUAUUUCAAGGCUGCUGUUGAUAAAUUUGUCAAAAAUUUGUCCGCUUUUGAUUAA